Gongylonema pulchrum is the source of this 393-nucleotide messenger RNA. The record is from the annotation of a GenBank genome assembly. Lineage: Eukaryota; Metazoa; Nematoda; Chromadorea; Rhabditida; Gongylonematidae.
AUGUUUGAUGACGCUAGCUUAAUUCCAACUGCACCGUACUACGAUUUGCCAGCCGGUAUGAUGAUGCCACUGAUUGAUAUGGAAGAUGUCCUGUAUAAACCGGUAAUUGUGUCAAAACUACGUCUACCACCACCGAUUCCACCAAGUGAAAGAUUGCUACGUGCGAUGGAUGCAUUCUAUGCCCCACCUGCUUUGGAUAAUCCACGAGACGCCGAUGGAUGGGAAAGGCUUGGUUUGCUCGAAUAUUACGCGAAGAAAAAUACAAUCAGGAAGGCUGUUGAGGAGAAGCUGAAAGCCGAAGGGAAAACUCUGGAAGAAGCAAUUGAGAAUGUUUAUAUUGAGGAAAAGGACGAGAAAAAGGAACCGAGCUCGGAGAGAAAGUAUCUUUUUUAG